Molecule: messenger RNA, 888 nt
Organism: Sinocyclocheilus grahami
Lineage: Eukaryota; Metazoa; Chordata; Actinopteri; Cypriniformes; Cyprinidae
Product: hepatocyte cell adhesion molecule-like
Exons: 6
Coding region: 1-888 (295 amino acids)
Source: RefSeq, a predicted model, not a curated record
AUGAAAUAUGCAGGUGUGUUUGGUGAGUCAAUAACAGUGAUUGAGGGGAAUUCUGUCACUCUACACACUGAUGUUACUAAAAUACAUAAAGAAGACCACAUAACAUGGAAAUUUGGUGUUGAAAAGUCUCUUGUAUCUGAAAUCAUAACUGAGAAGCAAAUCUUCUCCACAUCUGAUGGUCCUGAUGGAAGAUUCAGAGACAGACUGAAGCUGGACAAUCAAACUGGAUCUCUGACCAUCACAAACAUCACAACUCAACACGCUGGACGCUAUGAAGUACAGAGAAGUGGAAUUAAGUGGUCAUCAAAAACAUUCAGUGUUUCGGUCUAUGCUCGUCUGCCUGUUCAUGCCAUCAGCAGUAACUCUUCACAGUGUUCUUCAUCAUCAUCAUCAUCAUCAUCAUCAUCAUCAUCAUCAUAUUGUUCAUUGUUGUGUUCAGUGGUGAAUGUGGGUCAUGUGACUCUCUCCUGGUACAAAGGAAACAGUUUAUUGUCCAGCAUCAGUGUGUCUGAUCUCAGCAUCAGUCUCUCUCUACCUCUGGAGGUGGAAUAUCAGGAUAACAACACCUACAGCUGUGUGCUCAACAAUCCCAUCAGCAACCAGACCACACAUCUGGACAUCAGCAAACUCUGUCUCACAUGUUCAGGCUCAGUCUCUCUGAUAGUGCUGAUUUCUGCUGCUGCUGCUGCUGCUGGAUCUCUGUUGAUCGUAGCUGCAGUCAGGAUAUUCUGCAUCUGCUGGAAACACCGAAAAAAGGAUCAUGAAGCAGUUGAGACCCAUGAUGAAGACAUAAUUUACGCUGAUCCCACUUUUCUCGAAAGAAAAGCAUAUAAAUCGGAGGUUAAAGAGGAAGAUAAUGUGGAGUGCGUACCUAUUGCCAUGAGAUGA